This is a messenger RNA of Nipponia nippon (crested ibis), 726 nucleotides long. Lineage: Eukaryota; Metazoa; Chordata; Aves; Pelecaniformes; Threskiornithidae. The record is from RefSeq and is a predicted model, not a curated record.
AUGAGCCCGCACCUCCGCCUCCGCCUCCUCCUCCUCCUCCGCCAGGGACUCCACGUAGAAGACGAGAUGAUGCUGGCCGCGGAGCUGCGGUGUCACUGCAUCCGGACUGUCACAGGACUAAUGCUGCCGAAGCACCUGGCCAACGUAGAAAUCAUUCCUAAGGGCCCACACUGCAACGCUGUGGAAAUCAUAGCAACACUGAAGAACAGCCAGCAAAUCUGCUUAGAUCCCCAGGCCAAAUGGGUGAAGAUGAUAAUUAACAGGAUUCUACACAGCUGCACCUACGACACCGAGGUGAGGAUGGAGAAUAAUGGCUACAUAGCAAUAGAUGUAGUUAAGGCCAUUACUAAGGAUCGUCGAGACGUUCAAACCACCUUUGGCUUCCCGAGUAGUCGGAGGGAUCAGUGGAAGGCGCGACUAGCGCGUGGGAUGAGUGCCUCCUGGUGGCCAGCUUCCCAUAGGGCAUCGCCAACCAGGGAAGGCAAACGCUUGCCUUGGAGUUAUCCUGAUACAGUCACAGGCUUUCCCUAUAAACGCAAGGUGAAGGCACAGUCCGCGUUACUGAUGCGCACCUUAAGUCAGUCACGGCACACAGUAACACACAUGCACGCACACGACCCGACCCAGAACGUACGGACGAAGGAGAACCCGUCCGGCCCCGAGCAAUGUUCUGCACUGCCGCCUUUUCCCCUUGCGAACCAGCGCUUCCGAACUGGAGUCGAGUGA